Annulohypoxylon truncatum is the source of this 1413-nucleotide messenger RNA. RefSeq names its product S-adenosyl-L-methionine-dependent methyltransferase. The transcript is spliced from 4 exons. The record is from RefSeq and is a predicted model, not a curated record. Lineage: Eukaryota; Fungi; Ascomycota; Sordariomycetes; Xylariales; Hypoxylaceae. The coding region runs from base 67 to 1284 and encodes 405 amino acids. Gene Ontology annotation, molecular function: O-methyltransferase activity.
CCAUAUCAUUAUCUGGCUUACUUUCUAAGCCUACUCUGCUUCACUUCUCUUGCGCGCAUCUGCACAAUGUCUUCCCAUACGUCUGAUCAUGCUUCCCAUAUGGAGCGUAUAGCUCAAGCGCUUGGUAAGGUAACGGCAGAAAGUGAUAACUUUAUGAGUGGCGACCUAGAAGCACGCCAUAGGCUAGUCUCUCGAGCAGGGGAGCUUGUUUCUGCAGCGGAGACACCUUUCGAGUCACUCUUGUGGAAUAUAUGGGCACUGCCAACUCGAAUUGUCGCCGCACGCAUUGCUGUGGAUUUGAAGAUUUUCGAAACGGUCAUGUGUGAUGGAGGCCGACCCAAGAGUACGGAGGAGCUGGCGACACCUACCGGAGCUUCGCCAACUCUCGUGAAGCGUAUUGCCAAAGCUUGCGUUUCGAUGAACAUGCUUGAUGAACAUGGACCUGGUCUUUACGUACCGAAUGAUUUGACUAAGCUCAUGUCGAAGCCUGAAUACGCUGCUGGUGUCAUUUUCAACUUCGACAUGAACCAGUCGUUAUUCUCUCACAUGCCUGCUUAUUUGAGAAACACCAAGUUCCAGAAUCCCGACGACCCCUUAAACGGGCCUUUUCAAUAUGCAAACCAGUCUGGAUCGAUGUUCACCUGGCUGGCCGACCACCCGGAGGUCUUCCAUGCUUUUCACCUCUACCUGCGCACGCUUCGAACCUAUCGGCCGAGUUGGAUGGAUAUGUACCCUGUGCAGAAACAUCUGGUGGAAGGCUUAAAUGUUGACGGCGAUGCGUCGGCUUUCGUCGACAUUGGCGGUAGCACGGGUCAGAUGUUGGAAGAAUUCCGAGACAGAGUGCCAGAGUAUAAGGGUAGGCUCGUUUUGCAGGACACCUCAGACGUGAUAUCUGCUGCAGCUGCGGGGCUGGGAAAUGAUACUCGCAUCGAACUACAGGUUCAUGACUUCUUUGCUCCGCAGCCUAUUAAGGGUGCGCGAGCUUACUUCAUGCAUUUUAUACUACAUGACUGGCCGGACGACCGGUGUCGCGAAAUCCUUGGUCACUUGAGAGACGCCAUGGAACCCGGCUACUCGAAGAUUCUAAUCGGUGAAUGCAUUGUUGCCGACCAAAAAGCAGCUUGGCAACAUGUAGCACUUGAUCUAUUCAUGAUGGCUCAAGUGUCGUCUCACGAGCGCACCGAGGGUGAGUGGCGUACGCUCCUCGAGAGCUGCGGCCUAAAGAUUGCCGGCAUCUACACGAAAGGCGAGGGCAACGAAGGCCUAAUUGAAGUUGUGGUUUAAAGACAACUCUGCACGGGAGGUGAGAGCUAGUUACAUGGUUACUAUCGGUUACUAUGUCAGAUAACCCGGAUUGUCCAAAGACACGGUAGAGACAUGUAAUAAAUACCCAUUCAGACAGAUAAAUACCCC